Molecule: messenger RNA, 765 nt
Organism: Ostrea edulis (European flat oyster)
Lineage: Eukaryota; Metazoa; Mollusca; Bivalvia; Ostreida; Ostreidae
Product: nuclear transcription factor Y subunit beta-like
Exons: 2
Coding region: 1-765 (254 amino acids)
Source: RefSeq, a predicted model, not a curated record
AUGAUUUAUCAACCUCACUCAACAGCCGCAUCAGGGAACAAUAGUCACGACCCUCAACAACAGUCGCGACAGUCAACAACAGCAGCGACAGGCAACAACAGCCCGACAGGGAAACAGCCGCGACAGUCAACAACAGUCCGACAGUCAACAACAGCCGCGACAGUCAACAACAGCUGCGACAGUCAACAACAGCCCGACAGGGAGCAACAGCCGCGACAGUCAACAACAGCCACAACAGGGAACAAUACCGCGACAGGGAACAAUAGUCACGACAGUCAACAACAGCCGCGACAGUCAACAACAGCCGCGACAGGGAACAAUAGUCACGACAGUCAACAACAGCCGCUACAGUCAACAACAGCUGCGACAGUCAACAACAGCCGCAACAGUCAACAACAGCCGCGACAGGGAACAAUAGUCACGACAGUCAACAACAGCCGCGACAGUCAACAACAGCUGCGACAGUCAACAAUAGUCACGACAGUCAACAACAGCCGCUACAGUCAACAACAGCUGCGACAGUCAACAAUAGUCACGACAGUCAACAACAGCCGCUACAGUCAACAACAGCCGCGACAGUCAACAAUAGUCACGACAGUCAACAACAGCCGCUACAGUCAACAACAGCCGCGACAGGGAACAAUAGUCACGACAGUCAACAACAGUCAACAACAGCCGCAACAGGGAACAAUAGUCACGACAGUCAACAACAGUCAACAACAGCCCAACGACAGGCAAUAUCACUUCCAGUACCGGCGGUUUUAA